UGCGAUUACACUACAUCGGUCGCUUGUAUUGUUGGCUGUUGCUGCUUCGUUUCUGUUUCUCAUACACUUUUUUUCUUAAUAGUUCGUGCACAAUGUUUGGAUUCUCAGUUGAGUGAUAAAUGCGGAAUCGAAUAGAUCAUUCACUGUGUUGCUACUGUAUAGAAAUUUUUUGCUUUUCCUUCCCUUUUUUUAGUUUAAAUAAAAACAAAUCGAUUUUAUUUUCCGUUUUUUUUUUCAAAAUUCGUUUUAAAUUUUCAAAUUUCUAUUUCGAUUCUGUUCGCUGUUCGCGUAUAUGUUCGACGUGCUGCUCGUCGCCUUCAUCGUUUUUUUUUUCAAUCGGAAUAUUGUUUUUAAUUUCACUUCGGUGUGCGCGUUCGUUGUGGGUGUAUGUGGGUUUUUAGUUUUAGUGCAACAACAACUGAAAACGAAAGAAAAAAAAAAGAAAAAUUCGUACGUGAUUUCUUCAUUUUCAUCAUCUGAACCAAUGUGCAUAUUCCAGCUAACAAAAGAAAUCCGAAUUUGACCGUUGUUUUGUUUUACGUCAAACCAACACUUGUUAAAUGAGUGAGCAUACGUCGAGGGAAACAGCAAAAUGCGCAAAAUUCAAAAAAGCUACUAAGUGACCGAGAGCGAGCGAGAGAGUGUGUGUGUGAGAGAGAAAGAGCAAAGGGAACCAAAACCAAGAGUGAGAGUGAGUGCGCGCAACAGAGCGAGAGAAGGAGCGAGAGGCAGUAGUCAGUAGUAGUCUUCGUCGUCGUCUUCGUCGUCCAGAGGUAGUACAGCAACCAACCAAAAAAACCAAAUACCGACUAUCGAAUCCAACAUUUCUUUCAUGUUACUCGAUUUCGAUUGAUUUCGCUGGAUAUCCGCAACAAGAAUUUCAAAAGAUAUGCAAACUAUUUGAUUGGUUGGAAAAACCCGAAGCAAUGUUUAUUUCUCUCUGGCAGUUUCUCGAUGGAUCGACAACGACGACGAUGAUGAUAAUUGGAACGAUUUUUUUUUCUUCAAGUCAUAUAAAAAUGGGUUGUCACUUUCGUUCACUCCGUUCCAUUCCGUGUUCGAGGCAGAGAUGGGAGUCAGUUGAAUUAAUUGAACGUUUUUGACUCGUUUAACGUUCAUCGCACGAAUAAUACACGCACUUAGUUAUAUACCAUCCGGGCGAGCGAACGAGAACGUACGUGCGCGCAGUCAAAUCAACAGAAAAAAAAUAACGUUUCUGAUAGCAUAAAAAAAUCAUUUAAAUCAUCUCUCAAGUGCGAUAGAAAGAUUAAUUUCGAACAAAACUAAACAAAGAAAAAAUAACACAAAAAUAAUGAAAAUUCAAUAUGAAUUAUCGGCCAUCGUUUAUAAGUUACUUUUAUUGCUUUUACUUUUAACGAAUGUGAAUGGAUUACCGUUUUUAUUCGGCACCUCAUACGGAAAUCGCGAUCAUAUGGUUGAAUAUCAAACACCGGACGACAAAUGGAACAUAACAAGCGUUCCACGCAGCAUAAUACCACACAUCGGCACACUGAAUUCCACACAAAAUCAUGUCAUACCGCCACGAAAAACCGAAGAGCAACUCGAAGACGAAAUUCUUCGACGGCUUCAUGAGAUAAAAGACAGCAACGAUACAGUGGCUAGCGGUCGUAUGCUAUGGUUUGAUACAACCGAUUUGAUGCAUUAUCCGCCAUUUGUUGAUAAAACAUUGAAGCUGUUCAAUUUGAAGCAAGUUGCACACGAGCUGGAAACAAGUGUUAUGUCGAAAGUGUCGUGCACAGCAUGCAAAGCAGGUGCGGGUCUGUUGAUGCACUACAUCAAAACGGGCAAAAGCAAUGAGGAGAUUAUUAAAAUGAUUUAUCAGUUUUGUGUGAAUUUAAAACUUCAAUCGGCACGAGUGUGCGAUGGUGUGAGUCAUUUGUUUGGUACCGAGGUGAUAUAUGUAUUGAAGCGUGUAACAAUUGGCCCCGAUGAAAUUUGUAGCUUUGUGAUUGGUGACGCUUGUGGCGAUGUUUAUAAUCCGUUGCACGAUUGGGAUGUUACAUUUCCACCGGUGCCAAAGCCAGAGGUGCAUGACAUUCCGUUGCCAAAAGAGGGCUUCCCAACAUUUAAAGUGCUUCAUUUGUCUGACACACAUUAUGAUCCAUACUAUACGGAAGGUGCGAAUGCCGAUUGCAAUGAACCACUUUGUUGCCGUUUAACACAUGGCCGACCGAAUACACCGCACAAUGCAGCCGGUAAAUGGGGCGAUUAUCGUAAAUGCGAUACACCCAAACGGACCAUUGACCAUCUAUUGGAUCACAUUGCUGAAACACACACGGACAUUGAUUACAUUGUUUGGACAGGUGAUCUGGUGCCCCAUGAUGUUUGGAACCAAACAAAAGAGGAAAAUUUGAAAAUCAUCAAAGACACCGUCAAACAAAUGUCGGAGAAAUUCCCGGGCAUUCCAAUCUUUCCAGCUUUAGGCAAUCACGAAAGUGCACCAGUCAACAGUUUCCCGCCACCAUUUGUGCAACAGCAAGAUAUUUCGAUUUCAUGGUUGUACGAUGAAUUGGAUACACUGUGGCGUCGCUGGCUACCGGCUAGCGUAUCACAUACGAUUCGACGCGGUGCAUUUUAUUCAGUACUUGUACGACCCGGAUUCCGUAUCAUUUCGUUGAACAUGAACUAUUGUAAUAACAAAAAUUGGUGGCUUUUACUCAACUCCACCGAUCCGGCCACCGAACUUCAAUGGUUCAUCUAUGAACUCCAGAGUGCCGAAUUUUCCAACGAAAAAGUGCACAUUGUCGGUCACAUUCCGCCCGGUCAUCCAGAUUGUUUAAAAGUAUGGUCACGCAAUUACUACGACAUUAUCGCACGAUACGAGAGCACCGUCACCGCACAAUUCUUUGGACACACUCACUUCGAUGAAUUUGAAGUGUUCUACGAUCCAAAAGACUUGAGUCGUGCCACAAAUGUUGCAUAUAUUGGACCAUCGGUAACGCCAUAUGAUAACCUAAAUCCCGGUUAUCGAAUUUACUACGUCGACGGUGAUCAUGAUGCAACCACACGGUUGGUCAUUGACCAUGAAAAUUGGAUAAUGAAUUUGAAGGAGGCAAACUUAUAUGACUAUCCCAUCUGGUAUAAACUGUAUUCCACACGAUACGCAUACUCGAUGCGAGGUUUACGACCAGUUGAUUGGGAUGAAUUAAUCAAUACAAUGACUAAUAACGAUGAAAUAUUCGAUUUGUAUUACAAGCAUUAUUGGAAGAAUUCACCGCUCCGGCCGCAGUGUUUGUUCGAAUGUAAGAAGCACAUUCUUUGCCAGGCCAAGAGUGGCCGAAGUCAUGACCGGAGGCAUUUUUGUGAAGGUGUCGAAUCAAAAAUCGACGAAGGCAAUUCCAAGAGCUGGGGUGCCUGGUUCUAUCGUGGACUUAGUGUUUCAUCAACACCAGAGUCAAUCACAAACAAUGACACAAUUUCUGAUAUGAUAUCAACUAACGAAGUAACACCAGUUAAACAUACAGAAUCGUCUGACAUCAAUGAAAAAUACUUGGAACAAGUGUCAAAGUUGAUGACCAUCGUUGAGUCAUCAACGGAAUUUGAACAAUCUACCGACGGCGGUCGGAUGGCCGACACCACAACCGAAACCACUUCGAAUGAUAUCAAUUUGUCAAAGAUAUUCAGUGUUAUUUGUAUUUGGUGUUAAGUCAUCUCUUUUUUAUAAAAAAAUAUUGUAUAUGAAAUAUGUUAAUAUUUAGAUGUGUGUAAGAAGCCUUUGUUUUCAGAAAUCUAACCUUUGAUUCUCGAACUUUGAAUGGUUUGGGGUCUAUUCUUGUUCAGUUGUUUUUCUUCUUCAAUAUAUAAUCUAACUACUCUUUGAUAGUUUAAUCAUGUAAAUAGAACAAUAACCACUGUAAGCUAUUAACAUACAAUAAAGUGAUAGUCCCACUUGAUAAAUAUAA
Sitodiplosis mosellana (orange wheat blossom midge) is the source of this 3923-nucleotide messenger RNA. Its product is annotated as sphingomyelin phosphodiesterase. The record is from RefSeq and is a predicted model, not a curated record. NCBI's taxonomy places the organism in Eukaryota, Metazoa, Arthropoda, Insecta, Diptera, Cecidomyiidae. The coding region runs from base 1313 to 3667 and encodes 784 amino acids. Gene Ontology annotation, cellular component: lysosome. The transcript has 11 exons. Gene Ontology annotation, molecular function: acid sphingomyelin phosphodiesterase activity. Gene Ontology annotation, biological process: ceramide biosynthetic process; sphingomyelin catabolic process.